CUCUACUCCUAGAACUGAGGGGUAGAGUUGGAAGAGAAAGCGAUGAAAGAAGAAAAGUCUGUCGGCCCUGACCUAGAAGAGGGACACUGUGGGGGAGGAAAAACUACCACUGUAUUUCAGGUUGAAUAUAUGUCAGAGCGACCAAGAUGGGGAGUGUUGCAAGAGGGUAACUCGGAACCAUGUAAAGGGAUGCCACAGAAUGGGGAAGCCCAAUGGCAGGAGUUCCUGAGGACACUGCAGACCAUUCACACAGGAGGGGGGAGCCCAGGGAUGUCAGAGGGUGCGGCAUGGGAUGACACCAAGGCCUUUCUGGCCUCCUUCGAGCAAGUGGCCAAGGCCUGCCGGUGGCCUAGAGGAGAGUGGGCGGCCCGGCUCCUGCCAGCAUUGAGCGGGGAAUCAGAAGAGGCCUUUCAAAGCCUGGAAGCCAGAGAUCAGGAGGACUAUGGGAAAGUGAAGGCGGCCAUCUUGCGAGGGGAAGCCCUGAGGAUGGAGGCGCAGCGCCAGCACUUCAGGCAAUUCUGCUGCCAGGAGGUCAGAGACCCCCGAAGGAUUCACAGCGAAGUCCAGGAGCUUUGCCGGCAGUGGCUGAAGCCAGAGAGACACAGCAAGGAGCAGAUCCUGGAGCUGCUGAUCCUGGAGCAGUUCCUGGCCAGCCUGCCAGUGGACCUCCAGGGCUGGAUCCGGGCAGGAGGGCCGGACACCUGCUCCCAGGCCGUGGUCCUGGCCGAGGACUUCCUCAUGAGCCAGCGAGAGGAUGAGUCUUCGAAGUGGCAGGGGCCGGUGAACCCCAAGGAGACAGCAGCACCUUUGCGUAUGGUUGAGCAGACUCCAACCCAGUUGGGCCAAGAGACCAUGUUCUGGCAAGUCCUGCAGGAGGAGGACGGUGGGAGCGUGCCGCCUUUCGGUGACGGGAAGAGAGGUCAGCUGAACAUGGAGAAUUCUCACUAUGGCAGAUAUGAACCAGAAGAAAUGCCGAAGAUAAUUCCACAGAUAAGCCAAGCGAAUGUUCCAUCGACAGCUGAGAUGCAUGAAGAAAGACGUGAGUCCAUGAGGGGGCAGAAAGAGGAGCCUCUGAAAGCUCAAAAGGACUCUAGUGGGCGUGCAGAAGGUUUUGGAGCUGCCUGUAGUGAAACCAACAUAGUGCAGGGAAGGCAAGGAACACCCUUGUUCUCCAAGUAUGGUAGAAGGUACCACAACAAGUCAGGACUUGUUCUGGAACAUGUCAGGGAGAACCAGAAUGAAUGUCCCAUAUUGUUGGAGAACUUCCAGCAGAAAUCCAACCUCGAUCCGCAUCAACUAAGACAUACAAGGAAGAAAUCACACAGGUUCUCAGAGACUGAAGAAGGCUUCCAUCGGAAAACUAACCUGCUUAGAUGUCAGAGCAACCAUGCAGGAGAGAAACUUUACGAUUGCCCUAAAUGUGGGCAAAGCUUCAUACGGAGGACACAGCUGAUGAAACAUCAGAGGAUUCACACUGGAGAGAAACUUCAUCUGUGUCUUGAGUGCGGGAGGAACUUCUCUCAGAAAUCAAAUUUGUUGAGGCAUCAGAGGAUUCACACUGGAGAGAAACCGUUUGAAUGUCGUGAGUGUGGGACAAGCUUCUCUCAGAAAUCCGAUUUGUUGAGGCAUCAGAGGAUUCACACUGGAGAGAAACCAUACGAGUGUCGUGAGUGUGAGAAAAGCUUCAAGCGGAGAUCACAUUUGAUGAAACAUCUGAGAAUUCAUACUGGUCAGAACCCAGGCCACAAGAAAUCCCUCUCAGAAGGGUUGAUUGUUCAGGCAACUCACAGAGGAGACAGGAAUCUUGUGAAUACCCUUGGUGUGGGAGAAACAUUGGCCGCUAAGGUUCAUUGAUUAGA
Messenger RNA from Elgaria multicarinata webbii, 1859 nucleotides. RefSeq names its product zinc finger protein with KRAB and SCAN domains 1-like. The transcript has 3 exons. Gene Ontology annotation, cellular component: nucleus. Gene Ontology annotation, biological process: regulation of transcription by RNA polymerase II. Gene Ontology annotation, molecular function: DNA-binding transcription factor activity, RNA polymerase II-specific. The record is from RefSeq and is a predicted model, not a curated record. Bases 43 to 1854 code for a protein of 603 amino acids. Lineage: Eukaryota; Metazoa; Chordata; Lepidosauria; Squamata; Anguidae.